AUGUGGAAGAAGCUUUUGAAACUGCGGCCUUUGGCUAUGCAAUUAACUAAGAAGGAAGUCAACAGUGGAGCCACCACCUCUUUCUGGUUUGAGAAAUGGUCAUCAAUUGGCCAACUGAUUGAGCUAACAGGAGCAAGAGGGUGUAUGGAUCUUGGUAUUCCUAUAAACUCUACGGUGGAGAAAGCUAUUCAGAUGUAUCGAGCGAGAAGGCAUUGUGUUCACCCUCUUAGGCAGGUUGAUCGCGAGAUUAUGGCUCUCAAAAAUAAAGGUCUCAACCAGCUAGAUGAUAUAUGCCUUUGGAAGAGGGAGAAUGGGGAGUUUAAAACCGAUUUCAGAACAUCUCAUACUUGGAAUCUUGUAAGAAGCUCAUCUCCAAAGGUGUCUUGGGUAAAAGGAGUGUGGUUCACUGAAGCUACCCCGCGAUUUUCUUUCUUAGUUUGGCUUGCUAUUCAUGACAGACUAGCAACAGGAGAUAGGAUUCUUAGGUGGAAUCCACAAGCCGUUUCUACAUGCUGGUUGUGUAACACGGAAGCUGAGACUCGUGAUCACCUAUUUUUUGAGUGCUCUUUUUCCAAGGAAGUCUGGAUUGGAACCAUUAAACAAUUGGCAGGGCGUGGAGAAGUGUACAAAUGGGAUAGAGUGCUUCGGAUUGUUGAGAAGGGUUUACAUAAGUGGAGUCGACUGUGUUACUGCGUUAUUGCUUUCAGGCCGUGGCUUAUGCGUUAUGGCAUGAGAGGAAUGUGA
This is a messenger RNA of Brassica rapa (field mustard), 744 nucleotides long. RefSeq lists its product as uncharacterized. The record is from RefSeq and is a predicted model, not a curated record. Lineage: Eukaryota; Viridiplantae; Streptophyta; Magnoliopsida; Brassicales; Brassicaceae.